AUGAGCAACGUUCAAAACCCCACGUACUUUCUAGCCCCCAACUGGAGCUUCCGCCCAGGUGGGAAAAUCGCGAUUGGUAACAUCAUCAAAAACCCGCUAAAACCGCACAUGGUUCUCACAAGGCCGGAAUCGACAAAGCCGCCUAUUGCAACUGAUACGAUAACCGAAAGGAACUGGCGUCUAUCUGUCGAGACCGCUACAAGCUUGAGCCUUAACCUCUGGGGCACUUUUCUCCAGAUCUUCCGCUUAGGACUCUCCACCAAUCAUGAGCGUACCAAGAAUUCGAACUUUACGAUGACGUCUCUUGACACAAUAACCAUGUCGGAAGAUCUUCCGAUAGACGAACUCAAGGCUCGCUGCAAUGACCAACCAGUAAAAAAGUACAUGCGUCUGGAUAGCGUAUAUUGCAAUCCGGUCUACAUGAUCACCGGUAUCAAGGUUGCUAAAGACUUCAAACUAGAAGGCGAAAAGAGUUCCACAAACGCUAUUGAAGGGGAGGCAGGUGGCCAGGUUAGCCCAGACGUGAGUCUGGGUGGCGGGGCGGGCAUUUCCAAGACAACGCGGGUGAUGGAUGGGUUCGAGGCGGAGGGUGAUGUGAUAUUUGCGUACCAGUUGAUAAAGAUAAAGCCGAAGGGAUGGAGCAAGGACAAAGACUUUCAGACAAGCGAAUAUGAGCAUCGCCAGGCUUUCCUCGAAGGUGGAAAGAGUAACGCAGAUCAGGUCGCGGAUGAAGUUGAAGGCGAGAUUGAAGCUGUUGAGCGCAACGACUUUGAAUGUCUUUUCGAUGCGCAAGUUGUUGACAUUGGCGGAGUCAUGGUAGGAUACGAGGGUCCGAAGGUUGCAGAAUGA
This is a messenger RNA of Alternaria arborescens, 849 nucleotides long. RefSeq lists its product as hypothetical. Bases 1 to 849 code for a protein of 282 amino acids. The transcript has a single exon. Lineage: Eukaryota; Fungi; Ascomycota; Dothideomycetes; Pleosporales; Pleosporaceae. The record is from RefSeq and is a predicted model, not a curated record.